This is a messenger RNA of Salmo salar (Atlantic salmon), 3571 nucleotides long. RefSeq names its product MOB-like protein phocein. Lineage: Eukaryota; Metazoa; Chordata; Actinopteri; Salmoniformes; Salmonidae. The record is from RefSeq and is a predicted model, not a curated record.
CCGAGGUUCAAUCAAAUCCGCAAUCUAAUUUUUUACUGAACGAAGAUAGGCUACUUGCAGGGCGAGCUGACACUUCCUCCAGCGCUGGCAACAUCCGGAUUCCAGUCGAGAUGGUCAUGGCGGAGGGUGCAGCUGUUAUGAGGAGGAAUCGACCAGGGACUAAAGAAAAGGACUUCUACAACUGGCCCGAUGAGUCAUUCGAGGAGAUGGACAGCACACUGGCUGUGCAGCAGUACAUCCAACAGAACAUCCGUACAGACUGCUCCAACAUGGACAAGAUCCUGGAGCCCCCAGAGGGUCAGGAUGAAGGGGUCUGGAAGUACGAACACCUCAGGCAGUUCUGUUUGGAGCUGAACGGACUUGCUGUGAAACUACAGGGAGAAUGCCACCCAGACACAUGCACUCAGAUGACGGCAACAGAGCAGUGGAUCUUCCUCUGCGCUGCACACAAGACUCCCAAAGAGUGUCCAGCCAUCGACUACACCAGACACACUCUGGACGGAGCCGCCUGCCUCCUCAACAGUAACAAGUACUUCCCUAGCAGAGUGAGCAUUAAAGAAUCCUCAGUAGGGAAACUGGGUUCAGUUUGUCGACGGAUCUACAGGAUAUUCUCCCACGCUUACUUCCACCAUCGUCAGAUCUUUGACAAGUAUGAGAACGAGACGUUCCUGUGCCAUCGGUUCACGCGAUUUGUGAUGAAGUACAACCUGAUGUCCAAGGACAACCUGAUCGUACCCAUCAUGGAGGAUGAGACUAACCCUAACGAAGCAGAGGGCGAGAACGACGCCUGAGGACUGGGAUCUGAAGAGGAUCUGCUACACCCUGCCAAACAAUUUCAAACACAUGGCUGUCACACACGCACCCACCCACAACCACACAAUACUCUCAAAAGCACACUAAAAUCACCUGUUUUUAAGUAGAAUAUUUUCAAUAUUGUAUGAACAUCCUAAUUUAGCUUGUAUGUUUCAGAGAACAAGACAAUGUUGUGGUUAAAUGACUAACCAAUAUACACUGUGGCCAGUUAAUUAGGUACACCCAUCUAGUACUGGGUCAGACCCCGCUUUGCCACCAAAACAGCCUGAAUUCUAAAGGGGAUGGAUUCUACAAUGUGUCGGAAACGUUCCACAUGGAUGUCGGUCCAUGCAGAUGGGAUGGCAUCACGCAGUAGCUGCAGAUUGGACGGCGGUACAUUGAUGCUGUGAACAGCCCGGUCUACCUCAUCCCAAAGAUGCUCUCUAUUGGGUUUGGUCAGCAACAGUGUUCAGAUACGCUGUGGCGUUCGAUCGUUGCUAAAUUGGUAUCAAGGGACCUAACGUGUGCCAGGAAAAUGUUCCCCACACCAGUACCCUACCGGCACCAGCCUGUACCGUUGACACCAGGUAGGAUGGGUCAACGCACUUCUGCUGUUUACUCCAGAACCCGACUCUGUCAUCAGCAUGAACCGGGAUUCGUCAGACCAGGCAAGGCGUUUCCACUCCGCAAUUAUCCAGUGUUGGUAAUUGCGUUCCCACUAGUGCUUCUUCUUUGUUUUAGCUGAUAGGAGUGGAACCCCGUGUGGUCGUCUGCUACAAUAGCCCAUCCGUGACAAGGAUCGACUAGUUGUGCGUUCUGAAAUGCCGUUCUGCACAUCAUUGUUGUACUGUGCCGUUAUUUGCUAGUUAAUGGCCAGCCUGUUAGCUUGCAUGAUUCUUGCCAUUCUCCUUCGACCUCUCAUCAACGAGCUGUUUUCACCCACAGGGCUGCCGCUGACUGGAUCAUUUUUGUUUGUCGCACCAUUCGCGGUAAACUCUAGACACUGUCGUGCGUGAAAAUCCCAGGAGGCCGGCCCUUUCGGAGAUAUUGGAUCCGGCGCGCCUAGCACAGACGAUCAUACCACGCUCAAAGUCACUUAGGUCGCUAGUUUUACACAUUCUAGCAUUCAAUCAAACAGUUACUGAAUGGCUCGAUGCCUGUCUGCCUGCUUUAUAGACCAAGCUACAGCCAUGUGACUCACUGUCUGUAGGAGCGAAUCAUUUUGGUGAACAGGGUGGUGUACCUGAUAAACUGUGAGACACCCUUGGCUAGUUACUUUAUCAUGUGCUUUCUGUUUGGUCCUUAGGCAGCAUUUACACAGGCAACCAAAUUCUUAUGGGGGAAAAAAUUGCUCUGCUUGGUCAAAAGACCAAUUGGUGGCAAAAGAUCAUAAUUGGGCUGUCUGUGUAAACGAAGCCUUUGUUGUGUUCUAGGUGUCAGGAACUCUGGUCUAAUGUAGAGCUACAAGUUAAUAUAACAGGUAUUUAAUAAACAGCCUACAUUAUACAGGUUGAUAUAACAGGUAUUUAAUAGUCCAUUAUUUCUGACUAUACUGUAUAUAGCACCACGUCAGUCUUCCAUCCUAGAUUAAGGAAGUGGAAGGACAUGAUUAAUUGAAGACUAACAAAAAAUGGGUUGUAGGGUUUUAGUCCACUAAUGACUGAGUUUAGGAUUAGGGGAAGGGAAGCUGAUCCUAGAUCAACUGAGGUUAGGAUUAGGGGAGGGGAAGCUGAUCCUAGAUCAGCUGAGGUUAGGAUUAGGGGAGGGGAAGCUGAUCCUAGAUCAGCUGAGGUUAGGAUUAGGGGAAGGGAAGCUAAUCCUAGAUCAACUGAGGUUAGGAUUAGGGGAAGGGAAGCUGAUCCUAGAUCAGCUGAGGUUAGGAUUAGGGGAAGGGAAGCUGAUCCUAGAUCAGCUGAGGUUAGGAUUGGGGGAAGGGAAGCUGAUCCUAGAUCAGCUGAGGUUAGGAUUAGGGGAGGGGAAGCUGAUCCUAGAUCAGCUGAGGUUAGGAUUAGGGGAGGGGAAGCUGAUCCUAGAUCAGCUGAGGUUAGGAUUAGGGGAAGGGAAGCUGAUCCUAGAUCAGCUGAGGUUAGGAUUAGGGGAGGGGAAGCUGAUCCUAGAUCAGCUGAGGUUAGGAUUAGGGGAGGGGAAGCUGAUCCUAGAUCAACUGAGGUUAGGAUUAGGGGAAGGGAAGCUGAUCCUAGAUCAGCUGAGGUUAGGAUUAGGGGAAGGGAAGCUGAUCCUAGAUCAGCUGAGGUUAGGAUUGGGGGAAGGGAAGCUGAUCCUAGAUCAGCUGAGGUUAGGAUUGGGGAAGGGAAGCUGAUCCUAGAUCAGCUGAGGUUAGGAUUAGGGGAAGGGAAGCUGAUCUGCACCUAGGGGAAGCUUCAACCCAGAGCCAAAAACUGCAACAUUGCCGCAGGAUAGCCUGUUUACUGGGCCAGAGUUCCUACAUCUUUGACACUACAAAGACUGCUUUCCUAAUGACUUGUUUCUAUAGAAGGGGACGGGGGGUGUUUUAUGUUCAUGCCAUUUAGGGCAACAAUCUCUCACUGUAUUUAUUUAAAAGAAAGGAAUUUGAUGUUUUAUUAGUGAAUAUUAAUUAAUGACAGCUACUCAGAAAUGCCUUAGGUUUUCAAAGCACAAGUAUGUCUCAUUCACUUUCUAUAUUCUUGUGAUUAACUAUUACUCAGGCAACACAAUGAUGUGUUUGACUGUGUUGCCAUUUUGUCCCUGGUGGAUAUUCAUUCACUGUUUCUUAUUAAAAUAUCAGAUAUAUUUACAA